Pieris macdunnoughi is the source of this 615-nucleotide messenger RNA. The record is from the annotation of a GenBank genome assembly. NCBI's taxonomy places the organism in Eukaryota, Metazoa, Arthropoda, Insecta, Lepidoptera, Pieridae.
AUGACGGGCUUUAGCAAUAAGGCCAUAGUUAUUGAUGGCCGUGGCCAUUUACUCGGUCGCUUGGCCGCAGUAAUUUCGAAGGUCCUCCUCGAAGGAAACAAAGUUGUUGUUGUAAGAUGUGAACAAAUCAACAUCUCAGGAAACUUCUUCAGGAAUAAGUUGAAGUUUAUGUCAUUUUUGCGCAAACGCUGCAAUGUAAAUCCAGCCCGGGGUCCUUUCCACUUCAGAGCACCAUCUAAGAUCUUGUGGAAAACUGUCAGAGGCAUGAUUCCUCACAAGACUGAACGUGGAAAGGAUGCUCUCCGAAGACUCCGUUCAUAUGACGGCUGUCCCCCACCUUAUGACAACCGCCGCAGAGUGGUUGUGCCUGCGGCUUUAAGAGUAUUCUGUCUUAAACCUGGUCGUAAGUACUGUCAUGUUGGCCGUCUGUCACAUGAAGUUGGAUGGAAGUACCGCGGAGUUGUCCGCAAGCUAGAGGACAAGAGAAAGUUCAAGGCAAUCCACAAAAUCGCAUAUGAGAGGAAACUUAAGAAAAUCACUAAGGAGGCCGGUGAAAAAGUUGCAAAGACGACAGCACCCUUCACCGCCGUCAUGCAAUCCUACGGAUACAAUUAG